AUGCGACCGUACGUUUAUCUGCUUGUGCUCCUCAGCUUGGCCACUACUGGAAUCGUCUACCUGUGUCAUGUCACAUUCGACUCUUGGUGGAGAUUGCAACGACAACGGUCAUCAGCACCACCGCCGCCUACGUUUAGAGAAGAUAACGAUAUCGAGGUGUCGCCUAUAGUAUCAUAUGACGAGUCGGAUCCAAGGAUAGCAAAUACGUUACGAAGGAUCGAUGAAAAGUAUUGUGGAGGCCCGUGCAGGUUUAUGCUGCCGAUCUUUAUCAUGGAGCAAGAAUCCAAGGCUCAAAUGCAUUUUCGACAAUUGGCUUUCUUAUCGGGCAUGCUAAACCGUACCGUUGUAUUACCCAAUGUGGGAGGUUCACGUCUUGGUGCAUGUUUGGAACAUGAUUUCGACUUUUAUUAUUCUUCCCAAUGGGCUGUGGACCACGCGGAUGAUUUCUCUACCAUUUCUAUGGAAAACUUCUCUAGUUGGGUCAAGGAACGGCUGGCUGUCGGUUUCCCUGCAACGUCACAAACGUUCCAUGUGCAUCUAGACCUGGACCAUAAGCAACUUCAAGAACCCAGCAACUGUUUUGCCGAUUGGAUGGAUACAAGUCGACCCGAUCGCCGCAUUUAUCUUCAUGAUACUGGCAAUGCUCGCAGACGCAAAGGAUAUCAAGAUGUCUUGUACAAUUUCUUCUCUCAAACAAUGGAAGAUCCUGAAGUCUUGAGCACGUAUUAUGAUAGAAGAUAUCCUUUCAUUCAUAAUCCAGCCGCUCAAGCUCCCAUCCCUUACAAUGAAAGAAUCACAGACUUGGUCAAGGAUAUGGCGCAAGAGUUAUCACCUUAUUGGGCUGUCCAUUGGCGUACAGAGCGGGUUGAACCACCUGAAAAUCUCGUGGGAUGUGCAGAAUCGCUUAUUGACUUGGUCCACACGAAUCAAGCACAACAAGAACAGCAGCAGCAGCAGCCAAGAUUAGUCAUGUUGACGGAUUAUCCACAUGUAUUCUCUGAGGAGGCCAUCCAGCAGGCUCUGGAUAAUAAUCCUAAUGAAGAAGAAGAGGAAGGAAUGAAACCAGCCAGUGCUUCUUUCCCUGAACACGCACUCACCAAAUACCAUCAUUUGGCUUUUCAACAUGUUUACAACAACAUCCAAGUUCAAGUCACCAACCUUGAUCAAGGCGCUGACAACGUAACACCUCCUGCCAAUUGGACCGUUUUGCCUAUUUCACCUAAAGUGGCUGGCCACGAUAGCGGUGUUCUUGGCAUCAUUGACAAGCUGUUGGCCAUUCAUGCGGAUGUAUUUAUUGCUGGUGAACCAGGCAUUUGUGCAAGGAGAAGUAGUUUCACGGCACGUAUCAUUGAUGAACGCAUCCUUCGUCGUGGCGAUGACACUAGCACCACGGAUGAAUUACCCAAUGUUGUAGAAUAUUUUGGUUUGCCUCGGCAAUAA
Molecule: messenger RNA, 1440 nt
Organism: Lichtheimia ornata
Lineage: Eukaryota; Fungi; Mucoromycota; Mucoromycetes; Mucorales; Lichtheimiaceae
Exons: 2
Coding region: 1-1440 (479 amino acids)
Source: RefSeq, a predicted model, not a curated record